ACCUUAAAGAUAAAUACAUUGAUAUUAUUGAAGAACAAGAUAUUUUGGGUCCAGAGCUCCUCAAGUUAACUGGAAAAAAACUUGAAACAUUAGGAAUGCCAGUUGGACCUGCAAUGAGGAUUGUAGAUCAUAUGCAAAAGCUCAGUAUACAAUUAAAGCCGUUUUCAAGUUAUGCAUCUAAAGAUGACAUGAAAUAUGUCUUAAGCAAAUAUGGAAUCACUGAUUUAUAUAAAAUACUAUGUUUCAAACCAG
This is a messenger RNA of Dentiscutata erythropus, 252 nucleotides long. Lineage: Eukaryota; Fungi; Glomeromycota; Glomeromycetes; Diversisporales; Gigasporaceae. The record is from the annotation of a GenBank genome assembly.